AUGGCGCGAGGCUUGAUGCAGAACAGCUCGUCCAGCCUCACGCCAUUUCUGGCCAACGUCGAUGGUCAAUUCUGGAACUCAGACACGGCACGAUACACACAAGAUUUUGGGUACACCUACGCCGAAACAUCAGGUCUCAGCAUGGCAGGGAUCUCAGGGGUGGAUAUGGACGACCGAGCCCGUGUGAGCUUGGCCAUAAACCGCCUAUACGGCUCGUCCAGUCCCUCCAUGUUGGCCCGAAAACAGAAGCGCAUGGAUUGGCACGUUUCUCCGGACAGAGGUACAAACUGGCUCCAAUGGCAUGCGAAAGUCACCAACGCUAUCACGAAUCGUAUCCCGGAUCUGUCUCCCCAAGCAGAGCCACGCGUGCCCCCGCUCGAGCUGGAACGGGGAGCGUACACCGAAUGGCUUGCCAACGUUCGCGUCAUCAAUGGGGCAUUAAACGGAUCUUUCUCCGUCCUCUUCUUCUUGGGUUCAGUCCCUCAGGACGUGGUCUCCUGGAAAGCGUCGUCGAAUCUUGUUGGAACAAUGGGUGUCUUCGCUAUGCCACGUAUGGGAGCCGAGAAUCACAUUUCAGGCACGGUGCCAUUGACCAAAGCUUUGCUCAAGGCGGUCGAUCAGAGGUUCCUGGGACGGCUUGAUCAAACUGAGGUGACAAAGUUCCUCCAGGACAAUCUCCAGUUCCGGAUCGUCGGGCACAAUAGCACUGCGGUUGAUGCGCGGCAAGUGAGAGGACUGUGUGUAGAGGUGGCUAGCUCCGACGUGAAGAUGGCGAUGAACGAGUGGGAGCUUCCGAGCUGGGGCCAAGUGAGGACGAGGUUUAAUAUGGUGUGUUGA
Messenger RNA from Verticillium alfalfae VaMs.102, 837 nucleotides. RefSeq names its product polyphenol oxidase. Bases 1 to 837 code for a protein of 278 amino acids. Lineage: Eukaryota; Fungi; Ascomycota; Sordariomycetes; Glomerellales; Plectosphaerellaceae. The transcript has a single exon. The record is from RefSeq and is a predicted model, not a curated record.